AUGUCAUCAUCAAACGAAUAUGAAUACGAUUACGAAUAUACUCGUUUGGCAACACUAAUCACCAAGCGUAUCGAAAGCUAUAUCGCCUACUGCGUCGAACAGCUCGACGACGAGAUGACCUGGCGAGACCUGAAAAGCCUCGCCCGUGGCCUGAAAGCGAUGGUCGUCGAUCAACUCGGUUGGGACCCAGAAUCGGCUACCUUGGCCUUGUUCGAUAUUAAGAUCAAGAACCAUUGUUGGAAGCUAUCAACCAAGCAUGGGAUUGAUUCUACCUCUGGGAAAGCUUUGCAGAUCAACUGUGAUAUGGAAGAGACUGGCGAGAUGCAACAUUUGGUAGAGCUGUCUAGCAGUCAGGAUAGUUUCGACGGACAUGUCAGUCAGAUGGAGAUGUACAAGUUUAUGGGAGUUAGUUCGAAGAUCAAGCUAGCGGACCUGAUCAAGAAACCAGAAGGUACCGCACAUGCUACCGCCUCUUCAAGCAAGACGAAGACGACGAUCAAAGCACCUAAAAAGAAGAGGACCAGUGGGAGUAGCGUCGAAUCAGCUGUGGCGAGCGGUAGUACGAGCGAGAAUAGGAAGGCGAGCGGCACGAAGAGGAAGAGCGACGCACUUCAAGAAGCAGGAUCGUCAAUCCCGGCCAAUAUCGAAUCCAAGGGAGAUGGUAAUGGAGGACAAGGAUUGAUCGUCAAUGCAAGCGGGACUAUCGAGCAGACUCAAGGAUCGGUAUCUAACGGAGACGAUUGGAGGAAAACGGAAGCUGAGAAGCACGGGGUCAUCGUCGACAGUUCGAUCUCCACUAUCGUCCCGCAGAUGCCAGGUGAACAAGACCCACAGAAAGAACUUGAUACUCAUCCGACAGAGGAUAAAGCUAGCAACAAGCGACGCAAGCUGGACAACGCCGUCGAUAACGAGGAUCAAGAAUGA
Messenger RNA from Filobasidium floriforme, 924 nucleotides. RefSeq lists its product as uncharacterized. Lineage: Eukaryota; Fungi; Basidiomycota; Tremellomycetes; Filobasidiales; Filobasidiaceae. The transcript is spliced from 6 exons. The coding region runs from base 1 to 924 and encodes 307 amino acids. The record is from RefSeq and is a predicted model, not a curated record.